CGUGAGAAGAUUGUGUCCAGAGGGCUUUAUGAACUCAAACCCAGAGUGCGGCUCUCUGCCCCUUUCUGGCUUUAGUGAAUGUGGAGGCUCAGUGGAUGGCUGUAUUCCUGCUGAAUGGGUGACGCUAGGAAUAACCUCUCAGACGGUUACCUCACGAUCUGUGGUUUUAGGGUACUGGAAUGCAUGGUAGAGAGAACAAGUGUUUAUUUACUAACUCCCAAUAGCUUGAAAAUGGGUACUAGUGAAGAUUAAGGGUCAUGGGCUUUGAGAUUCAGAAGGUUUGAUUAUGUGGAGAGCCCAGACUCCUUCAGUGAAUACCUUCUCUCUGCGCUUGGAAGAUGAAGAUGAAGUGUGGCACAGAGGGUUUUCUGAUUUUUUUUUUAAGCCACACAUCAUCAUGAAGCUCCACCUACAUCAUUUUAAACUGGUCUAAGCAGUCAUCUUAAACACAGCCAUGGAGGAGGUUGGGGGUGACGCUGGAUAGGACAGCAGUGUACACGUGUUCAGCUUCCUGUCACUCGGUGCUGUGUUCUUCACAUGUUUCUGUCAUUAUGGCCAGCCCAAGAACCAGGAAGGUACUUAAAGAAGUCCGGGUGCAAGAGGAGAACAAUGUGUGUUUUGAGUGUGGCGCAUUCAAUCCUCAGUGGGUCAGUGUGACCUAUGGCAUCUGGAUCUGCCUGGAGUGCUCUGGGAAACACCGUGGGCUCGGAGUGCACCUCAGCUUUGUGCGCUCUGUCACUAUGGACAAGUGGAAGGACAUGGAGCUGGAGAAGAUGAAGGCUGGUGGGAAUGCCAAGUUCCGGGCCUUCCUAGAGGCCCAGGAGGACUACGACCCCUGCUGGUCCCUGCAGGAGAAGUACAACAGCAGAGCCGCAGCCCUCUUCAGGGACAAGGUGGCCACCCUGGCUGAAGGCAGAGAGUGGUCUCUGGAAUCCUCGCCUGCCCAGAACUGGACCCCACCUCAACCCAGGACACUGCCGUCCACUGCCCACCGGGCCCCUGGUCAGCCGCAGACUGUGACUGCCUCCUCUGACAAGGCCUUUGAAGACUGGCUGAAUGACGACCUUGGUUCCUACCAGGGGGCCCAGGAGAAUCGCUACGUGGGGUUUGGGAACACACCACCACCUCCAAAGAGAGAUGACGACUUCCUCAACAACGCCAUGUCCUCCCUUUACUCGGGUUGGAGCAGUUUUACCACUGGAGCCAGCAGGUUCGCCUCGGCCGCGAAGGAGGGUGCCACAAAAUUCGGAUCCCAAGCAAGUCAAAAGUUUUGGGGUCACAGACAGCAGCCAGAGCCGGCUUCAGAGCUGGGCCACAGCCUGAACGAGAGUGUCCUCAAGCCUGCCCAGGAAAAGGUGAAGGAGGGAAAGAUUUUUGAUGAUGUGUCCAGUGGGGUCUCUCAGUUGGCAUCCAAGGUCCAGGGAGUCGGCAGUAAGGGAUGGCGGGACGUCACCACCUUUUUUUCUGGGAAGGCAGAGGACUCCUUGGAUAGAUCCACAGAGGGCCAUGGUUACCAGAGCAGCGGUGGGGACAACUCACAGAGCAGCACCAUAGACCAGAGUUUCUGGGAGACCUUUGGAAGUGCUGAGCCCCCCAAGGCCCGCAAAUCCCCAAGCAGUGACAGCUGGACCUGUGCGGAUACCUCCACGGAAAGGAGGAGCUCAGACAGCUGGGAAGUGUGGGGCUCAGCCUCCAACCACAGGAACAGCAACAGCGAUGGCUGGGAGGGUUGGGAGGGUGCUGGUGGGGAGGGCAGGGCCAAGGCUACCAAGAAGGCAGCGCCUGCCGAUGAGGGCUGGGACAACCAGAACUGGUAGGGCCCCAGCACACCAGGCCCGGCCCUCAGUGGUGGCCGUGUUUGCACUCUGCCCUCCCUCCCUCCUCCUGUGUGACCCAAGAAACAGCCACUGCGGCUUACAGGUGGCGUUAGGGGCAAGGCCCUGGGAGAUGGGGAUUGUUGCCGGCUGUCCCACAUGGGAGGUGGUGGCUCACUCUCCAAGACCAUGUGGGGAUGCCUGCCCACUUCAUGCCCCCUGGGGGUUUUUGAGUAGCCUGGGUCUGUCUGCCGGGUGCUGUCUGCUGCCAGGGGUCCGGGGUGUGGACGCAGGGCCCCGGGGCCAUCCCUCGGCUGGUCACUGAGAAACAUCCUCGGGGGCUGGGACCACUUCACGUGCAAUGCUGUCAGCGACAAGAGUCGUUCCUUUGAAAUGUUUUUCACCGUUAAAGGUUUUUCUGUAGUUUUUUUUCUUUUGAAGACGAUGCCUGGAGUUUUAGAAAUGGAAAUACCAGAAGCAGUACUGAGUGGCACUGUGGGAAACUCACCUUCUGGGCCUCGGUGGCCUCCUGCAUCAGCCCUGCCCAGUCCCAUCUCAUGGGGCAGACUCCUCAGGUGACCACACUGACACCGGGCCUUCUUAGCACAUGAACUUGGGUCCCGGGUGCCCUGGAGGGAUCAAGAGUGAAGUGUGGCCAGGCAAGGGGUUUGGCUGUGGCCUCCUCGUCCUGAUGUGGGACGCCCCGCAGGGGUGGGCAGGUAUAAGGAAGGCCUUGCUCCCAGAGUGUAGGGACAUGGAGCAUCUUUGUCUCUGGGGAGCCCACCUGAGCAGGGAUGCUUCUCAGUGUUUGCUGGGCCUGUGAGGUGUCCAACCUACGGUUACACGCAGCCCAGGUGCUGUAUAGCCACAGUGCCUGUGGCUCUGUCCCUGUCAUGCCACAUUGUCUUCGUCCUGUUGUUGGAGUCUCACUGAAUGACUCACUGGACAUUAGCCUGCUGGACUGUGAGACUGAGCUGCCUCACUGGCAGCUGGGUAGACGUGGCCAGCGUGACCCUGUGGAUUGGUUCCCACCACGCGGUGGCCCUAUAGCCAAGACUCUUGAUAGUGCUGCUGCAUGUGGCGCGAACCCUGCACCCUCCCUGUCACCACUUGGUUACAACCCACAGUGCGUGUACCAAUGCCUGCUUGUGCACUCUGCUUUCGGUGUGCCCUCCACUGGCUGCCCUUUGCACAGUCCUGGCAUGAACUGGGCCCUGGGCUCCUGUGCUAGUCCUCUGGGGUUCAGCCCAUGCAGAACAGGACAGGCUUAUCCGAGCUGUAGUUUCUUCAUCCUCGGGAGGGCCUGCAGCCCCUUGGUGACUGAUAUGUAGGGACCCUGUCCCCUCAGCUGCUUGUGGGUCUGAGGUCAGCAGCCAGGGGCUCAGGAUAAUGAGAAGCCAUAGGACUGACGAAAGCUGGCUAGGCGACCCUGCCCAGCAAGCUUCCAUCACCUGCUGCCUGCUGGUGGGGUCCCUUUGCUGACCUGACCCACAUAUGGAAGGGUUGGCCCUCAGGGUGCUGGGGGAGAGUCUUCUCCCAGAGGCGUGUGGAUCACCCCCCAUUGUGGGGACUGGGAGAAGUGGAACAUUGUGCCUGGGACCCCCACCAAAGCUGCCACCCUGGUGGUCUCAUGAGGAGAGGACAGUGGCUGGCCCAGGUUCCAUGCUGCUCCUCCUUGGCCAUGAGCCCAGGUCCUGCUCAGAGGGGCACUAAGGGACUUGUUCCCAGGAGCAAGAGGCAGAUAGGUCAGGAGCUCAAUGUCUGUGAUGACACUGUGACACCAGCUUGUGGGUGUGAGUACCCACACAUGUGCCCAGUGUUUGCCAGGCUGGGUGCCCUUAGCUGGCUGUGGCGUGGGACUUCAGGGAUGAAUGGCUCACCCCAGAGACCUGAAGCCCAGCUCUGCAGUGUCCCAGUGCCCAGGCUGAGCGUGUGGGACUUUGCGGGGCAGUGGUCUCAGGCCCCGCCCUCCUGACUUCUUUCCACGGAGGCAUGGGGGUGGCCUGCAAAGCCACUUCUGCCUCAGGCCUGUGUCUCCUCGUCCUGUGGGUGUGUGAGGCGGGCCUGACGUGGCUUCCACUCCCCAUGCUAUUGCCCAGGGACAGCAAGCUGGUGGGCCAGGGUUCCAGGGAGGCCGGCCCCUUCCACCCACAGCUGCAGCCUGUGGGCUAGCAUCAUCAUGACUUUGGCCUCUGCAGGUGCUCAUCACCCAAGGCUCCCUCUGGCAGCCUCCUUGUGCCGUGACCCCAGAGCACCUGUGGGGUUGGAACUCAGGUUGAGGGCCCUAAAAAGGAAGUGAAGCCCUUGGUAGGGACCAAAGAAGCGGGUACCUCAGCCUGACCCGCCUGGGGCUUAGCAGUGUGGACAAUACCAAUGGCUAUGCAGCAAGGCCAGGCUGUCCACCUUGAAUGGGUCAGCAUUGGCCAAGGGCAGCCAGGGUUGUGUGUCACCUGCCCUCCAGGCAUCUGGCAAGAGCAGUUGGGAGCUACACCCCAGCAAUGUCAGGGGACCCCAAGGGCAGCUGCCACCCAGACAUCACACUUGCCCGUGGCCCACUGUCUCUGGGAGUGUGGUCAGCAUGGAGUGGGGCCUGAUGUCUGGGAGAGGGGACUUUCAUAAGUUGCAACCUUCCUGUGCCCACAGCAGGACCAGAGUGGACAGAGCAGCUGGGGUGAGGGACUCUGGCUUUCAGACAAGAAGAGGUCAAUGAUUUGCCUGCACUCCUGGGGCCACCAUGGGAUGUGCUCAGGUCUUGUGAUCUGAGGGUGAUUUGACCUUCCAGGAAGCAGGACCUGGGUGCCUGGAGUAGGGUAUGGUUGGGUGGGUGGCAGGAGACCUGAGCUUCCCAGGGUUUCACUAAGCUCCUGGGGGUCUCAGACAACACCCGGGGUAUGGGGGUGCAAUGAGAGGGACCCUGAGCAAGACAGGUUUGUGUUCAAGGCUGUCCCUCUGCUCUGGAGUGGGUCACAGAGUCUGCACCAGGCUGGAGUCCCAGCACUGGGUGGGAGUGGACACUGGAUGGGGGUGUGUCACCCCAGUAUAUGAGGCCUUGGGCUGAUUCCCUGGUAGGAUAUCCCUGGAAGUCCAUGUGCAGCAGGGUCUCUGCUGAGCUGGGAGGCAAGAGAGUCUGGGAUAUUUAGGACCCAGGACCCUACCGUGUGGGGGUCAGAGCUUACCCAGGGCUGGGCCCACACUCAUGUUCCCCCUCCCCUAGCUCAGCACAGGGGUCUGGGGGUCCAGUGGGGAAUGCUCUGCCCACCUGCUGCCCAAGACCUGGGAGGAGAAGGGCUCUGGUCACCAGCAGCUGACAUCCCCGCCCCCUCCUGCUCAGUGGCAUCUUGAUGCCGGUCACUGAGUCACCUUGGCCUCUGUAUCCCGACUCUGAGCUCCACUCCAGCCUCUUUGGGUCCCUCCUGACAGCUGCCAGAGAGGCCUAGACCACUUAGUGUUCCAUGGUCCACUAGCCUCAUAGCUUUGGCAUCAGGGCCACCCUACCCACUGUUCGUACCCCACACCCCCAGCUGGCAUCCCCCAGACCCUUUCACUUCCCACUCUCCAGCACUUCUGCUCUUCUGUCUGGUUCAGGCUGAGGCCGGCAGGGACUCCCCACGUCUGCAGAACUCAAUGCUGUUUACAGCAGGAGAGGCCUACUGGCCUCUCAACGUUCCCCUCUGUGUGCACCCACUGUGAAUGUAAAUGUCAGGACAGCGGGUGGGGCACCCCUCAGUGUGGCACUAGCUGUGAUCUCUGGCCCUAGCGUGUGAAUGUAUGGGUGGGCAGCAGGGGAACAGCCUGCCUGGCCUGUGAGGGUGUGGAUGGAGGAGUUCCAGCUUUGUGGUCAGGAAGAAAUGAAUGGGCAGGCAGCUGAAGGGCCACUUCCAUGAGCUCCCGGGACUGCCCUGCCUCCUGGUUUCUGUUUCUGUGCUGUGCACUCCUCUGGGACACAGGGACAGGUAAGGACUUGGGGGUUGGGGGAAUCCCAAUCAGCUGCCAAGGCCCUGGGCAGGUGGGCAGCUGUGGUGUUAGCUCUGCGCUUCCAGUCACCAGCGGGGUGGUUGCUCCCCUCCUGGGUGCUGGCCUAAGCCUCCCUCUGGCCAGGGGCCCUCCUUACUGAAGCCACCUGAGUGUUCCUACCACUGCAGACCCCUGGGAGGGCCAACUUCUCAGCCCCCAGAGGGUUUCAUCUUCCUCUGAGAUGGGGUUGGGUUCCCCUCAAGCAUCUAAGGUGGACGUGUGUCUCCCUCUGGCUCCCUGCUGCGGUUGGGAUGGAGGAGGUCAGCUGGUCACAGUGUCCAUUCUGAUCCCCCUGCCCUAUUUCUGCAGCAAGCGGAUGGCUAUCCAUGCUGCCUAAGGAGAGAGUGUUGGAGGGAAGGGGCCUCAGCUAGCUGGUGCAGGUGAGCACAGGGCCAUGAGGACCUGUUCCUCUCCAUUCUGCUGAGACUGCUGAUGAGGACAGCUGGGCUGCUUUGGCGCUCCCUCCAACAUCCUAAAUCUCACCUCCAGCCCCUUCUCUGUGUCUGUCCCUUUCCUCUGCCCCACUGACAUGGGUUCCUGCUAUUAGGAGAGGGACUUGAGGGAGUCCCCAGCAUGAAGCCAAGCAGAGGGCUCCUUUCUCAGAGCCAGUCGUCCUGCUGUGAGGGCCUUUCAGACUGGCCUGGACGUUACCCGGCAAUUAUGCCCAACAUUAACCCUUGUUCCACAGCAGCGGAGGCCCAACAGGGCCUGGGGAGAGGCUCAGCACAGGCCUGGCCAUAGGACUUUCCAAACAUGACACUGUGUGCUGACUUUUAAAAACAUUCCCCAAGCCGGGCGUGGUGACUGAUGCCUAUAAUCUCAGCUACUCAGGAGGCUGAGGCAAGAGGAUCACUUGAGCCCAAGAGUUUGAGGUUGCUGUGAGCUAUGACACUACUGCACUCUACCUAGGAUGACAGAAGGAGACUGUCUCAAAAUAUAUAUAUAAAUAAAUAAAAACAUUCCCUGUUUCGGUGCCCGUAGCUCAGUGAAUAGGGCUCUAGCCACAAGCACCGAAGGUGGUAAGUUCAAGCCCAGCUUGGGCCUGCUAAACAACAACAACUGCAACAACAACAAAAUGACCAGGUGUUGUGGCAGGUGCCUGUGGUCCCAGCUAUUCAGGAGGCUGAGGUAAGAGAAUCGCUUGAGCCCAAGAGUUUGAGGUUGCUGUGAGGCGACAGCACUCUACCAAGGGUGACAUAGUGAGACUCUGUCUCAAAAACAGAAAAACAUUCCCCAAAUGUAGGUUUAACCCAGCAGAAAAACACACAAAUGUAGCCAUGUGGCUGUGAGUGGGCAUUGGUGUGUGAAGCUGGAGUGCCUCCUGGGAGACAGGACCUCAACCCCAGGAUGGCCACCUUCCUGGCUUCUCAGGCGGAGCCUCUGUUUGCAUGUGUAGGAGGGAGUGCCACUAGGGGAGCUGUGCCACGCAUGUUCCAGGACAUCUGUUUCUUGGGGAAGCAUCUAGUGAGGCUGGUCCCUAUGUGCAUAAGAGCAGCCUCUAGGAAUACUACCCACUAUGAAGUGUGCUGCCCUUGGGACGGCAGUGCUGUCUGGCAUGGAGCUGCCCUAAAGGGUCCUGUGCAAGAAUCCCUAUUUGCAUCUUGCGUUGAGUGUGAGUUCCCACAGGCUGUGGCCCCACAGUGCAGAGCUGAGACGCAGACCGUGUGCAGUUCAGUGUUAGCAGAGACGUCUGCUUUCCAGAGUGGCUGUCACCAUGUCCUGCCAGCAGGGUGGGGGUCUCACUCCACGUCCCCACCAAGACCCAGCGGGGUUCAGCAGCAUCUUGCUGUGUUCCCUUACUGGGUAAUGUGGGCGCAGAAACAGUCACCUUUGUUGGUGUGAGUUUUAACAAGGGUAAAACUUUGUGACCAUGGCCAGAUGGUCCAGGCAGUAGCGCACCUGCUGUCAGCUGCUCUGAGGCCUGCAGCACAAGGCUGUUCCUGUCCAUUUGCCCUUUCUAGGGUGUCAUGUACACAGAAUCAUCAGUUAUAGCUGUUAGGUUUGACCAUCUUUCAGGACAAUGCAUUUGAAAUUUAUCCAUGUGGUUUUUGCUAUCACUAUUUUAAUCUGUUUAAUCCUUUUUACUGUGAAGUAGGUUUCUGUUGUGUGGAAAUAACACUUUCUGGUAUUUCCCCCAAUAUUUUCUAAUAUUUUGCUUUUAAUUUUUUUCUUCCCUUAAUGCACUGGCAAGAACCUCCAGUACAAUAUUGAAUCACACAGGUGAUAAUAAACGUCUUUACUUAAGUCCUGACAUUGAGGAAAAGCACUGAAUUCCAGCAUUUCACCAUUAAGAAUGAUGGCAGUAGCUGGCUUUUACAGAUGUUCUUAUCAGAUUAAGUUCUGUUCUAUUCCUAGUUACGGGAGAGUCCUUGUCAAGACAGGCCAUUAAUUUUUUUUCAAGAUGCUUUUUUUUUUUUAGACAAAGUCUUACCCUGGUUAGAGUGCCAUGGUGUCAUCAUAAGUCACAGCAAUGUCAAACUCUUGGCCUCAAGCCAUCCUCCUGCCUCAGUUUCUCUAUUUUCUUUUUCUAGUAAAAACAGGAUCUUGUUCUUGCUCAGGCUGGUCUUGAACUCCUGAGCUCAAGCAAUCUGCCUAACUCGGCCUCUCAGAGUGCUGGGAUUACAGGUGUGAGCCUCCACACCUGGCCCUUUCUGGUUUCUUUUUUAAAGAUAGGAUCUCACUCUGUCACCCAGGCUGGAGUACAGUGGCCUGAUCAUAGCUCACUGCAGCCUCACACUCCUGAGCUUAAGUGAUCCUCCUGCCUCAGUCUCCCAAGUAGCUGGGACUACAGGUAUGAGCCACCAUGCCCCCCUCAAGAACUUUCUUGAGGCAAGUUCUCACUCUUUCACCCAGCUAGAGUACAGUGGUGGCAUCACAACUUGCUGCAGCCUCAAAUUCCUGGCCUCAACCAGUCUUCCUGCCUUGGCCUCCCAAAGUGCUAAGAUUACAGGCAUAAGCCACCAUGACCAGCCAAUGUUUUUUUUAUUUAUUUUUUUAUUUUAUUUUAUUUUUUUUGUAGAGACAGAGUCUCACUUUGUCACCCUCAGUAGAGUGCGGUGGCAUCACAGCUCACAGCAACCUCCAGCUCUUGGGCUUAGGUGAUUCUCUUGCCUCAGUCUCCCCAGUAGCUGGGACCACAGGCGCCUGCCACAGUGCCUGGCUAUUUUUUGUUGCAGUUUGCGGGGGCCGGGUUUGAACCCACCACCCUCGGUAUAUGGGGUCAGUGCCCUACUCAGUGAGCCACAGGUGCCUCCCCCAGCCAAUGUUUUUUGCAAAUUCUUUUUUGUAUCAAUAAGAUGAUUAUUUUCAGUGAUUGAUUUUUUUCAACAUUGAACAAACCCUGCAUUCUCAGGAAAACCUUGUUUACACUUUGUUACCCCUUUUAUGUAUUGUUGAGGUGAUUCACAAAUAUUUUGUCUGAGACGUCUACACUUGUAUUCAUGAGGUCAUAUGAGUCAAUAACUAUUCUUUCUCAUAAAAUCUUUUUUAAAUUUUGGUGUUAGUUUUAUGCAGGCCCUGUAGAAUAAGGUGGAAAAGAUUCUUACUCUAUUUUCUUGGGGAAUUUGCUUAAUAUUAGUGUUAUUUUUCCUUUAAGUGUUUGUUAGGAUUCACUGGUUUUCUGGGCGUGUAUGUGCAAGCUUUAAGUAAUGAGACUAACAUAAGACUAUUCAGACUUUCUAUUUUUUUCUCGUCAGUUUUGAUAAGUUAGUUUUCCCCUGGGGAUUUGUAUUUCCUCUAAAUUUUCUGAUUAAUUGGCAUAAAAGUGUUCAUAUUAUUGUCAUCUUUUAAAUGUCUGCAGAAUCUGUGGUUACAGCCCCUUUUUUCAUUCCUGUUAUUGAGUUUUCUCUAUUUUUGUUUCUUAGUCUUAUAACAAAACAUCUUUUGUCUUUGUUGGGAUGCUCUUGUUGGUUUUUCAUUUUAUUAAAUUCUUUCCUACUAUUUCUUUUUACUUUCUUUGAUUUCAUUAUCUCUUCUAACUUUUUUUUUUUGACAGAGUCUCACUUUGUCACCCUAGGUAGAGUGCUGUAGCAUCACAGCUCACAGCAACCUCAUACUCUUGGGCUCAAGAGAUUCUCUUGCCUCAGCCUCCCAAGUAGCUGGGACUACAGGCACCCACCACAAUGCCCAACUAUUUUUAGAGACAUGGGCCUCACUCUUGCUCAGGCUGGUCUUGAACUCCUGAAGUCAGGCAAUCCACCUGCUUCAGCCUCCCAGAGUGCUAGGAUUACAGGCAUGAACCACUGCACCCAGCCUCUUCUAACUUCUUAAGGUGGAUGCUCAAUUCACUGAUUUCCAGGUUUUCUUUUAUAAGAUAUAUAGUUAAAGCCAUUAAUUUUCCUUACACAGUAGCUAUAGCUAUGUUUUGAUGUGUAGAAUUUUCAUCA
Nycticebus coucang (slow loris) is the source of this 10213-nucleotide messenger RNA. RefSeq names its product ADP ribosylation factor GTPase activating protein 1 (gene ARFGAP1). Lineage: Eukaryota; Metazoa; Chordata; Mammalia; Primates; Lorisidae. Gene Ontology annotation, molecular function: GTPase activator activity. Gene Ontology annotation, biological process: regulation of ARF protein signal transduction; regulation of endocytosis. Gene Ontology annotation, cellular component: Golgi membrane. The transcript has 14 exons. The record is from RefSeq and is a predicted model, not a curated record. The coding region runs from base 552 to 1817 and encodes 421 amino acids.